Molecule: messenger RNA, 3666 nt
Organism: Sclerotinia borealis F-4128
Lineage: Eukaryota; Fungi; Ascomycota; Leotiomycetes; Helotiales; Sclerotiniaceae
Source: the annotation of a GenBank genome assembly
AUGGCAGGAGCAAACCCUGAAGGAAUUGCUUGGUUCCCUCGAAAUGCUUUGAAAUGCGACAACUUCGAUCCAGAUGACACCAAGCAGUUCUACAGCCAUAUUCUACUCGAAGUCGUCACCAACACUUAUGUCGAUGAGGGAUACUACGCCCCAAAUAUCGCUCAUCAGGACCUUGCGCGCCUAAGCAAGCAAACUCUCCAUAAACCUUUACGAAAGACCUACGUUCGAUACAAGUACAUGAAUGCUAUGGCCGGCAGUAUUUGCAACAACAGUAAACGACAAGAUACCAUCGGAGGAGAUGAUGACUUCUAUGCCAUAAGUGAUCAGAGUGGAAAGACGAUGGUUGGGCUUUGGCCAGUCCUUAUUCCCACGCCCGACGAACAGUUUCUAUGGGUAGAUUUGUCUUAUCCCUUGCGAUGUAUCUACAUCCCUUUAUGUCAAGAAGCGCACAAAAAGUAUCCUGAUCGAUGCACUUACACUCGGGUGGCAUUGCGUCUUGGAAGUCCAACCCUAAAGACCUACCAUCGUAUCCAGCUCGACCAGGAGAAACUUGUACAAGGGAAGUAUAAUCUCGUCAACGGUGAACAAGACUAUGCUAAACAGAUUGAUUCACUUGCGAAAGGAGAUCUUGGUGAUUCAAUUAAAUUUCGUGAGAGCCACAUACCUGCAUCAGAGCCUGGUGUUUUUGGCGCCGAGAAAAAGAGAGAACAAGGAAUUUACGGCGAUGACUUUGUGGUAGAUACUCGGUUUGACAUUAAGUCUUUGGCGGCACUUCUUGCAAUUCCAGCUGAAUUACGGAAAGAGGAGUUUCAAGAUCCUUAUCAAUUCAUCGUCCUUUUCGAUUCCACGUCCGUCAAUGCAAAGGCUCAAUCUGCAACGAGAUGGAUGAACGAAUCAGGAGUCAUCCAGUAUGAUAAACUACUCAGCAAGCAAUAUGGCACCACUGUUACAUAUCAAGGGAAUGGAUAUGAUCCCGAUUGGAUCGCCAAGUUAUUGUCGGGAAUUCUGGCGGUGGGCCUUAGCUGUAUUCCGAUGAUUGGACCGUUGGUUGCUCUGGGCUCUCAAUUGAUCACUGAUGCUAUUCUAGAUCCAGAAUCGUUUACGACUGCACAGGGACUUGUUGGUAAAAUACCGAAUAUUACUACAGCUAUGGUUGCUACUUCGCAAAACACGAGGGGCUUCCUCAACGAAAUGAAAUCCGGGAAAUCGGGAGGAACUCGGCAUGUGUUGCCUUUGGAGGGUGAUGACAAGCAGGGUAGAUCAAUUCAAGUUGGCCCGGAUGCGAAUGAUAGGGGUGCGGGUGGAUCGAAUAAGCAAAAUGAAGAUACGUUGAUUGAUCCGGAUCGCUUUGAGAUAUUUAAUGAUGAGCCUGAGCCUGAGCAGAGUGAUAAAAAGGAUAAUCCAGAAAGUAAGAACGAUAAUGGUGAAGAGGGAGUUGGAGGAGAAGAGGGUAAGGAAAAUGAUGGGAAGGAAGGGAGUGUAGAUGAUGGAGAUGGGACUCCUGAAGAUGGUGCCGAGGAUGAUUCAAGCGGCCAGGAUGGUCAGGGGGAUGAGAAUGACGAUAAUAGUGGAGAAAUAGAGGGAGGAGGGGCUAAGGAGGGAGAUGGGGUAGAAGGGGUAGAAGGGAGUGAAGGAGGUGAAGCUGGGAGUGGUGCGGGCAAUGGAGACAGUGCGAAAGAUGAGGGUGGAAACGAGAAUAGUCAGGAGGGAGAAGGGACGGAUGGAGCUGGGGCUUCUGAUAAUGAGUCGGAGGAUGACCAAAGGAGCAAAAACAAUCAAGAGGUGGAGCUUAAUGAUGGUGAUGUGGACGAAGAGGGGGAAGGGAGUAACAAUGGUGAUGAGGAUAAGGGAGACGGAGCUCAGAAUGAUUCGAACAGCGGCGACAAGGAAGAAGUUGAGGGUGAAUAUGGGGAGGGAAAUGACCCGAAAAGCGAGAAUAGCCAGGAGGGACAAACUAAUAUUGAUGGAGGAGAAGAAUAUAGGGAGGGAGAAGGUAAGGUCGAGAAUGCCUCGGACAAUGAGGAUAAUAACAAGGGGGACGAGACUGAGAAUUUUUCGGACGGCGGAAAUAACGAAAAGGAUGAGAGUGGAGAAGCUGAUCAAGAGAAUCAAGGAGGGGGCUCAAAUGGUGACGGGAGUGAGAACGAUCAAGAGGAUGGUGAUAAGAAAGGUGAAAUAGAAGGAAGUAAGGAGGGAUGCGUAGAAGAUGGGGAUGAAGGGGAGAACAGCCCACAAAUUGAAAGUGAUGACCACGACGGCAAAGAAGGUAGCGAUAUUGAAAAGGAGGAAGAAGGAGAGGAGAAAGAAGGAGGGAAAGAUCAAGAGGAGGGUGAAAAAGAGGGAAAUGAUCAAGAAGAGAACGAAGGAGAAAAAGAUAAAGGGGGAGGAGAAGCAGAGGAAGAUCAGAAGGGGGAUGAUCAAGAGGGGAGUGACAAAGAGGGAAAUGACCAGGAGGGGAACGAAGGAGAGAAAGACCAAGAGGGGAAAGAAGUAGAGGAAGAUCAGAAGGGGGAUAACGACGAGGGAAAUGAUCAAGAGGGGAACGAAGGAGUGAAAGACCAAAAGGGAAAUGAUGAAGAGGGUCAAGGAGAGAGGGAUAAUAAAGGGGGGGAUGACCAAGAGAGGGAGGGCAAAGAGGGAAAUGAUCAAGGGAACCAAAAAGAUGACAAUCAAGAGGGGAACGAUCAAGAGAAGGAUCAAGAGGAAAAUAAGGAGGGUAGCAAAAAUGGGAACGAAGGAGAGAAUGAUCAAGUGGGGAACGAUGAGGAGGGAAACGAUCAAGAGGGAAAUGAUGAAGAAACUCAAGGAGAGGGGGAUAAGGAGGAAUCAGAUGAUCAAGAGGCAAAUGAUCCAAAAGGAAACGAGGAAGAAAGCGACCCACAAGGAGGCAAAGAGGAGGGUCAAGAAGAAGCUGGAGAUAAAAAUGAUUCAGGAGAUCAAGCAAAGGGCGAUAGGGAAGAGGGCAGUAAGGGUGGAAAUGAUCAAGAGGGAAACGAAGCAGAUGGAAAUGAGGGAGAGGGUGAUCAUAAGGGAGAAGAUAAUCAGGAGGGUCAAGAAAAAGACGAUCAAGAAACAAAUGAUGAGGGGAAUAGCAAUGCGGGAACUGAAGGUGAAAAUGAUACAAAAGACGAAAGAGAAGACGACCAACAAGGAGAUGCAGAGGGUAAUACUGAAGACACGGGCGAAGGAGGAGCUGCUACUGGAGGGGAAGAUGAACAGGAAAACGAUCAUGGGGGAGAAGAAGGUGGAGAAAAUGAAGAAAGGGGAGAAAACGAUAACGAGAAAAACGAUCAAGGUUCCCAACAAAAUAAUGAAGAAAACAAACAAGAUGAUCGGAACAAGAAAGGAAAGAAAAAGCCAGACCAAGUAAACAAUGUGGAGGAUUCGUCACAAGAUCAAGAUCAAAGUCAAGACCAAAACAAAGAUCAAACUAAUAAUGUCGAGGACUCGGUACCACUAGCGCAGGAUGAAGAUGAAAAUCAGGGCGCCGGAAAUGUUGCAGGCGAGGACGAUGCACCCUUCAACAAGGCAGAACAAGAUGAUAUAGAGCAAGCUAAUCAAGGUGGAAACGACGUAGGUGGCGAUGAUGCAAGCGGGAAUCCUGCAAGUGCAGGUACGGAUGGUACAGGCGGUGAUAAUGCAAAUACAGGUGGGGAUGAAGAUUAA